GGAGAUGGUUAAGAGCACUGGAUUACCUCUGCAUUAUCCACACUAUAUUUAAGAUCGUUUCAGAACAAAAAAGAAGUUUAAAACAACGGUUAAUAAGUUGCGAUAUGUAGAUCAUUAUAAUACAUGUUUAUUUAAACAUAACGAUCUGAUUCAAAAUUAAUAGUCGUAAUGCGUAACCAGCAGUAUUUUCCAGAGGCAAAGAAUGAUCAAAUAAUUGAAAUCCAUUUGUUAUUGUCGGUCUUUUUUGACAAGACUGACAAGUGCAAUUAUUGUGUAACAAAGCAAGCAUGAGCAUUCUCCACCUCCAAGAACACCGGUGGGCGUGGAAGAGGAAACUAGCUCUGAUCGUUUAAAUGCUGGGCAAAUUACUCUAGCUGGCCUUUUGAAACUGUAGCAAGACAGAAAGACACAAGAUGACUACCUACACGGAUAAAGGUGAAAAGCAUGAGCAGGGCAGGUUCAUCUGCUUUGACCACAUCACAUUCUGGGUUGGAAAUGCCAAACAGGCAGCAUCCUACUACUGCAACAAGCUUGGGUUUGAACCUGUGGCGUAUCAGGGUUUGGAGACAGGGAACCGUGAUGUGGUGUCUCACGUAGUGAAGCAAGGCAAGAUCCUGUAUGUGUUCUCCUCUGCCCUCAACCCUGGGAACAAAGAAAUGGGAGAGCACCUGGUGAAGCAUGGUGACGGAGCCAAAGACAUCGCAUUUACGGUGGAGAACUGUGAUUUCCUUGUACAGAAAGCCCGAGAGAGAGGUGCCAUCAUUGUGAAAGAGCCAUUUGUACUCGAGGACAAAUUCGGGAAAGUAAAGCUGGCUGUUCUCCAAACGUAUGGUGACACUACACACACAUUUGUGGAGCGAACAGGAUACAAGGGCCCGUUUCUACCAGGGUUUCAACCACCUUUACACCUGGACCCAUUGUUGGAAAAGCUGCCACGUGGACACCUCGACUUCAUUGAUCAUGUUGUUGGGAACCAGCCAGAUGAUGAGAUGGUGCCUGUGGUGGAAUGGUAUAGGAGGAACCUCAUGUUCCAUCGGUUCUGGUCCGUGGACGACAAGCAGCUGCAGACAGACUUCAGCGCUCUGCGCUCCAUCGUCGUGGCCAACUAUGAAGAGUCGGUGAAGAUGCCCAUCAACGAGCCGGCCAUGGGCAAGCGCAAGUCCCAGAUCCAGGAGUAUGUGGAGUAUUACGGGGGACCAGGUGUACAGCACAUUGCCAUGAACACAUCAAACAUCAUCACUGCAAUCCGUAAUCUGAAGGAGAGAGGGAUGGAGUUCAUGACAGUUCCGGACACAUACUACCAGCAACUGAGAGAGAAUCUCAAACGUUCCAAAGUUAAGGUCACAGAGGACCUGGACAUUCUGGAGGAGCUGAAGAUUUUAGUGGACUACGAUGAUGGUGGCUACCUGCUCCAGAUCUUCACCAAGCCGGUGCAGGACCGGCCCACUGUGUUCCUGGAAGUGAUCCAGAGACACAACCACCAGGGUUUUGGAGCCGGCAAUUUCAAGGCCCUUUUUGAGGCCAUUGAGGCAGACCAAAACGCCAGGGGGAACUUGACUAUCCUGACCCCUAAUGGAGUUAGCAAGAACCUCUGAAGCACUGACACUUCACCUGUUACUUCUCUCCUGCACACUAUAUAACAAAUGUAACUGUACAUGGGCUAUUUAUACUCAACCUUGAUGCCUGUUAACAUUGCUUUAAAGAUAUAUGCUGUAAAAAGCAUAGACAGUUCCUUGAGGAUGUGAGUUACAUAUGAAACAUAAUGCCCCAAUGCACGAUGUGAUUUAAUUGCUGCAUUAACAACAACAAAAAGUCCAAACAUGAAUUGUUUCUUACCCUAAUUGCUUUUGUACUCUUUCAAAUUUUGCUUUCAUUCUAAGUGCAUGUAAUAAAAUAUAUUACUGGA
Molecule: messenger RNA, 1906 nt
Organism: Hypomesus transpacificus
Lineage: Eukaryota; Metazoa; Chordata; Actinopteri; Osmeriformes; Osmeridae
Gene: hpdb
Product: 4-hydroxyphenylpyruvate dioxygenase b
Exons: 14
Coding region: 414-1595 (393 amino acids)
Biological process (GO): L-tyrosine catabolic process
Cellular component (GO): Golgi membrane; endoplasmic reticulum membrane
Molecular function (GO): 4-hydroxyphenylpyruvate dioxygenase activity
Source: RefSeq, a predicted model, not a curated record